Cyprinodon tularosa is the source of this 1420-nucleotide messenger RNA. RefSeq names its product oligodendrocyte lineage transcription factor 2 (gene olig2). Bases 132 to 953 code for a protein of 273 amino acids. The transcript has 2 exons. Gene Ontology annotation, molecular function: protein dimerization activity; DNA-binding transcription factor activity. The record is from RefSeq and is a predicted model, not a curated record. Gene Ontology annotation, biological process: myelination; neuron differentiation; regulation of DNA-templated transcription. Lineage: Eukaryota; Metazoa; Chordata; Actinopteri; Cyprinodontiformes; Cyprinodontidae.
AAAGCCAGCUGCAGCUCGCAUGCGCGCCUGAUAGGCUGUCAGAAGCGAUUUGGAGUAACAGGUGGAUCUAACUGCAAAUACUCACCAUCAUUGCGCUUGGAUAAACUUGAGCAUCGUGUAGGAUCUGCACCAUGGAUUCAGACACAAGCAGAGUCUCAAGCAGACCGUCAUCGCCAGAGGUGGACGACAUCUUCAUGGCCACCCUGAAGAAAUCCGUCCACGGCUUCUCUGGCGCCGUGUCCUCCACCCAGAGCGACUCUCCGUCAGAGAUCCCGGGUCUGCGCGGCCUCUCCGCGGCCGACGAAGAGGCGCUGGCGCUGCGCAUGGCCUCCAAGAAGGACCGCAAACUGCUGUCGGAAAACGAGCUCCAGGCCAUCCGCUUGAAGAUCAACAGCCGCGAGAGGAAACGGAUGCAUGACCUGAACGUGGCCAUGGACGGGCUGCGGGAGGUCAUGCCCUACGCGCACGGACCGUCGGUGCGUAAGCUCUCCAAAAUCGCCACCCUGCUGCUGGCGAGAAACUACAUCCUGAUGCUCAGCAAUUCCCUGGAGGAGAUGAAGCGUCUAGUGAGCGAAAUCUACGGCAGCACUGGGCACCACGGAGGCUUCCACCCGUCGGCUUGUGGGACUAUGACGCACGCCGGGGCCUUGCCGGGACACCCGGCGGCUUCCCACGCCUCCCACCCGGCAGUGCACCACCCGCUCCUCCCUCCUCCUGCCGUCUCCACCGCCUCCCUUUCUGCUCCCGGGAUUUCGGCCGUCACAUCGGUCAGACCCCACCAUGGACUCCUCAAAGCGCCCGCGGCAGGUGCAGCCCCCCUGGGCAGCAGCUUCCAGCACUGGGGCGUCGGCACCGGGAUGCCCUGUCCGUGCAGCAUGUGCCAAGUCCCGCCUCCGCAUGUGUCCAGCAUGAGCUCCGUAACCAUGCCGAGGCUGGCGAGCGACUCCAAAUGACUCUGAACUCAGCUGAACUUUUUACAGACUCACAUUUUUUUAUUUAUCCCAAUCGCUCAGACCGAUGCGUAAUAGAGAGCUCGUACCAACCUCCUCUGGAUUUGCAAAUUUUGCAACUAACUUAGUAUUUGACUGUAGUUAAUCUCAAAUGUGACGGAUAUUUAUGCACAGAGCUUCUAAAGCGCAACAAUAUCUUAGGGCCCAGAAUUAAUUUUCCUGAUCUCAAAUGAAAGCAACAAGUUGCAGUUUGUAACUGUAAAUAUGUAGAUGGAUUAUUGUCUUUAAAUAGUUUCAGAUGUUAUAUAUUAGAGUCUCGUUACUGUGGUUCCCCUGUCUGUUAAUUCCAUGUUGCAUCUGCUUCAUACAUUUUAUCCGUCUUUGUUCUUCUCUCCCCAGUGCCCGACUCAAGCAGUGACAACUUGUUUAUUUUUUUAAAUGUAAAAAAUAAAUAAAUAAAGGAAAAAUGA